Molecule: messenger RNA, 291 nt
Organism: Phytophthora infestans T30-4
Lineage: Eukaryota; Oomycota; Peronosporomycetes; Peronosporales; Peronosporaceae
Exons: 1
Coding region: 1-291 (96 amino acids)
Source: RefSeq, a predicted model, not a curated record
AUGAUCCGUCUAGCUACCUGCCCCGCUUCCUGUUUUGCGACGUUCGAGGGCAACUCUCCGUCUUCUGUUUUCAUCUCCGCCUCUAUGUGUGUGGCUUGUCGACGUCGGCCGCCCCUUAAUAUCGCCAACACCGUUGCUGAGGCUGCUGCAGAUGCUCGUGAGAGCGCGUCAGCAACAACGUUCGUCGUGCCGGGUCGGUAUAAGAUCUCGAAUUCGUAUUCCUGCAAAGUCAACGUCCAUCUGUGUAGUCUUCCCGCCAAGUUCGGACGGGUCAUCGGCGGGAAAAACUAA